ACUAGUCUUCCUUCUUCUCUCUCUCUCUCUCCCCCCUUCCGUCCGUCUUGUCCGGUGCUGGUGCUAUCUUCUUUUCCGGCGAGGCGACCACCGCAGGCUUCCUCGCCGGAUGUCGGUGCACCCACCCGAUGCUUACCCCCUCCUCUGGCAUCCCCUCGCCGCCUCCCCCGCUCUCUGCCGCUAGCCCCCUCUCCACAUCAUACUUCCUCCCGUCGCUUCUACCUCGCCGCCGAUGUUUUCCCGCCCCCAAAGCCGCCGCCUUUCCGCCCAAGCGCCCAACAUCCGUUUCCACCAGGAACCUCCCGGCCGAGACCCCCGCUCCCUCCUCAUCCUCCUCCACGGACCCCGUCCAGGUCCAGGUCCCCCGCCCGUCCACCGCCGCGGCGCCUUUCAUCCGCGGAGGAGAGGACCCGCUCGUAUCCAAGCUCCGCACCCAGCUCGGUGUCAUCCACCCGCUACCCGCGCCGCCACUCAGCCGCUCCGUCCUCGGUCUCUUCGCCCUCUUCUUCUUCGUCGGCGCCGCCUUCGACAAGCUCUGGACGCUGCGCAAGCGCCGACGCGCCGAGCGGGAGCUCAAGGUCAAUGGCUCCUGGCCCCAGGUGCCCACCUCCAGCUUCUCCCUCUUCCUCGAGGAGAAGGACCUCCAGCGCAAGGAGUCCGUCGAGUGGGUCAACAUGGUGCUCGGAAAGCUGUGGAAGGUCUACCGCACAGGCAUCGAGAAUUGGAUCGUCGGGCUGCUCCAGCCCGUCAUCGACAACCUCCAGAAGCCCGAUUACGUCAACCGCGUCGAGAUCAGGCAGUUCUACCUCGGCGAGGAGCCCCUCUCCGUCAGGAACGUCGAGCGAUGCACCUCAAGGCGCGCCAACGACCUGCAGUACCAAAUUGGCAUUCGUUAUGCUGGUGGAGCACGCAUGGCAUUGGCACUAUCCCUAAAGUUUAGUGAAGUACCAGUCGUUGUGCCAGUUUGGGUUCGAGAUUUUGAUAUCGACGGGGAGCUGUGGGUUAAACUAAGGCUUAUACCGACAGAGCCUUGGGUGGGAGCUGUAUCUUGGGCUUUUGUAUCCCUUCCAAAGAUUAAGUUUGAGCUGUCACUGUUCCGGCUAUUCAAUCUUAUGGCGAUUCCUGUUCUCUCAAUGUUUCUCACAAAACUUCUGACAGAAGAUUUGCCACGUCUCUUUGUGCGUCCCAAAAAGAUCGUCCUUGAUUUUCAGAAGGGAAGAGCUAUGGGACCUGUUUCAGGAAGUGUUGCAAGUGACAUAAUUCAAAAUAUUGCAAGUGACAUAAUCCAAGAUGGGAAUAAGGACUUCGUUGGAGAACUAUCAGUGACACUAGUUGAUGCUAGAAAGCUUAGCUUUGUCUUAUUUGGCAAGACAGAUCCAUAUGUUGUCAUGAUUCUUGGUGAUCAAGUCAUAAAGAGCAAGAAGAACAGUCAAACAACUGUGAUUGGACUACCAGGAGAACCAAUUUGGAAUCAAGAUUUUCAUCUGCUAGUUGCAAACCCUCGCAAACAAAAGUUGUCUAUUCAAGUGAAGGAUUCAAUUGGUCUAACUGACACCACUAUCGGCACUGGAGAGGUUGAACUUGGGUCACUUAAAGAUACAGUACCUACAGACAAAAUUGUAACCUUAUAUGGAGGAUGGGGCUUGUUCGGAAAACGACCAGCCGGGGAAGUGCUACUUCGUCUCACAUACAAGGCAUAUGUUGAGGAUGAAGAAGAUGAAGGGGUGAAAACCGAGUUUGCUGCGGGUUAUGUUUCAGAUGAGGAUGUGCUAGAUUAUGUCCAAGGUGACAUAAACAAUGGAAGCGAUUUUGUCGGUAAAGAAAGAGAAACUUUCAUGGAUCUCCUUGCUGCAUUGCUAGUCAGUGAGGAGUUCCAAGGUAUCGUGUCAUCUGAAGCCGGAAGCUCAAGUGGUCCUGAACAGGGUGCUGAUCAGCAGGCCGCUGGAUCGGAAACUGCUGGCAAUGUUGUCAGUACUGCAGCUAAUAGGGAGACUGUAUCCAAUAGCUCGACAGAUACCACUCUGGUCUGGCUUGCCGCUAUAACAAGUGUAAUGGUGCUUGUCUCCUCCAACCUUGGUGGUUCAGGCUAUUUCAACCCUUAAAGCCAGCCAUUAUUGUAGCUGAAGAAGCUGUUCUUUUUUCUUGGUUUUGUUUUGUUUAUAAUGGCUUCCCGUAGCAUCUCAUCUGAUCCACAGUAGCUGUAAAUGCUCAUCUUGUUUUUUUGUCGUGGGCCCCGGCAAGUGUAAGUUCAAAUUGCAGAGGAAUGGAUUGGGUUUUUUGCGGCUAUGAUAGUUUCUUCUCUGCUCUUGUUCGA
This is a messenger RNA of Phragmites australis (common reed), 2314 nucleotides long. Its product is annotated as synaptotagmin-2-like. Lineage: Eukaryota; Viridiplantae; Streptophyta; Magnoliopsida; Poales; Poaceae. The record is from RefSeq and is a predicted model, not a curated record. The transcript has 8 exons. Bases 129 to 2102 code for a protein of 657 amino acids. Gene Ontology annotation, molecular function: lipid binding.